Amblyraja radiata (thorny skate) is the source of this 3769-nucleotide messenger RNA. RefSeq names its product heat shock protein nuclear import factor hikeshi (gene hikeshi). The record is from RefSeq and is a predicted model, not a curated record. Gene Ontology annotation, biological process: protein import into nucleus. The transcript is spliced from 6 exons. NCBI's taxonomy places the organism in Eukaryota, Metazoa, Chordata, Chondrichthyes, Rajiformes, Rajidae. Gene Ontology annotation, molecular function: nuclear import signal receptor activity; Hsp70 protein binding. Gene Ontology annotation, cellular component: cytosol; nucleus. The coding region runs from base 200 to 793 and encodes 197 amino acids.
CGCUUCCGAUGUGAAAGGUCGAAGGGCGGCGGCGGCGGCAGCGCUGUGGGUUCGAGAAGCUUCUGCGUUUCUCGGCGAGAGACGGCGGCGAGGAGCGUUAACAUCAAAGAUUAUAGAGCAGAGAAUCUUUGGUUAACAUGUCAGAAACUGGCUGGAGUUGUGGACGAGGCGCCUAGCGGCGGCGCAGCUGCGGGGCAACAUGUUCGGAUGCCUGGUUGCGGGGCGAUUGGUACAGACAGAUGCACAACAAGUUGCAGAUGGAAAAUUUGUAUUUAAUCUUCCUGAUUAUAAGAGUGUCAAUCACGUGGUGGUCUUUAUGCUGGGGACAACACCAUUUCCCGUAGGAGCAGGUGGAUCUGUGUAUUUCUCUUACCCAGACAAGAGUGGAAUGCCUGUAUGGCAAUUAUUGGGAUUCAUAACGAAUGAAAAACCCAGUGCAAUCUUCAAAAUAUCACGUUUAAAGACGGAAGAAGGUAGCCAGCAUCCUUUUGGGAUGGUGAAUAUUGCACAGACUGAAUCAGUUGCCCAAAUUGGAAUAUCUGUGGAGCCCAUGGAACUAUUGACGCAGCAGACUCCAGAAGCAAGUGCAGCUGUUUCAACUGUUGAUUCAUUUACACAGUUUACACAGAAGAUGCUAGACAAUUUCUAUAAUUUUGCAACCUCAUUUGCAUUGACCCAGGAUCGGAUGACUCCAAAUCCUACUGAGAUGUUUAUUCCUGCAAGUAUUGUCUUGAAAUGGUAUGAGAAUUUUCAAAGAAGACUGUCCCAAAAUCCAUAUUUUUGGAAAUCAUAAUCCAUAUGCUGUGGAAGUUAAUUGUAACAACCAACGCUGUUCAUCUGUUUAAAUUGAUCUUUACAAAUUAUUUUUAAGAUGUCAGUCUGAAUACAAACUUUCGUAAUAAUCAAGCUGGUUUGAAAAUUAUUUUGGAAGACCUGUCAUGGUUGUGUUUCAAUGGAUAGUAAGAAACAUUUUAAUCAUGUUUGAACUGUCAUUUAUUUCAUGAAUUGGAAUUCAUUGAAACUGUUUAAAAGCUGUAUUGCAUUGUAAAACUUUCAUUAUAUUAUUAACAUGAGUAUGUUGUCAGUCAUCCAGAAAAAAUGUCCGAUGGAUACAAAUACAAUUCUUUAAGAAGAUAUGCAAUUAAUUUCUUGUAAUAUCUUAAAAACCCAAUUUUUCAAUCCCUCCCCCCCCCCCCCCCCCCCUUUAUACAACUUAAGGGUGGCUGUGUUUUAAAGAAACAAUUCUUUAUUAGUUUAAAUGUUAUGCGCAGUAUUCUUAUUUCUCAGUUCCAGUCAGUUAUAUGUUACCUUUACAUGAGUCCUUACUUUUCUUUCCCUGUAUUUCUAAUAUCUAAUAUGGUAAUAUGGGGAGGGAGGGGGAUGAGGGGACUGAAAAUUUUGAUUGCAACAUUUUGAAGUGCUUAAAUUGCAGUAAUAUUUACAUGCUAGCAUGCAUCAUGGCCAAAACUCUGCUCAAUUUUCAAAUCAAUUGAAGCUCAAUUGUUUUGAAAUAUUGCUGGUGGGAGCCCCUUUGCCUUGUGUGGAAUUUUGGUUGCAAAUUAAUGCAUAAUAAUGCAUGCCUUUCGAAGUUUUGUGUUGAACUUGACUGAACAUAUUCCUGUAGUAUCACCAAGGUAUUAUGCUAUGCUUUAUAUAGAUAGACCAAUACAAAUCUAUCUGUCUCUAUAGGUAUACAAUGCAGAUGCUGAAACCUUGAGCAAAACCCAAAGUGCUGGAGGAACUCAGUGGGUCAGGCAGCAUCUGUGAAGGGAAGAGACAGAUGACGUUUGAGGUUAGGAAAGGUCCUGAGCAUAAACAUCAUCUGCUAAUUCCCUCCACAAAUGCUGCCUACGCACUCGGUUCCUCCUGAACUUUGUUUUGCUUUCUGUCCCUGUACCUGUACACGGAUCCUCUUCAAAGCAAAGUCCUUGCAGGAAAUACUGAAGAACAUGUUGAAACCUAUGGAUAGUGAAGGGGUGGAGUGAAGGAGGAAAGGCAGAAAUGUGAGGGGAAAGCUAACUGAAGAAUAAACGUUGUAGAAAUUGUAAAGAUAUGCAGCAAAAGAAACACAUCAGUAGUGCAAUGCAGCCCACAUCGAUCAACACUGAAAGUGAAUAAUACAGUGUUUGUAAAUUGAUAAAUGGUACAUUGAAUAUUGUAUUGACUAAUUAUUGCCCUAAACAUAGAAAUAUUGCUGCCUGUAGUCAUUCUUAAGAAGUUGAAAGGCUUCCAAAACUGUUGGCUUUUGUGUAUUCUUCAAGUACAAGUUGACAACUGAAUGAAGAAUUGGAGCUGCAUGAAUCUAAAAUUAUUCCAAAUUGUACUGGGAUGUACAAUAACUAUUUGAGUGUUUACUGAAUUAAAAGUUCCGCUGAAAAGACUAGUUAAAGACAAUAAUUUUCUCCAUUUAUCAGUUCCCCUUUUAAUAUUUUGGAACCUCAAUUCAAAAAUGAAACCACCUUUAUACUUGGGAACUACCACUUAAUGUUUACACAAUCUUUGUACUUUAACUUCUAGUUUUCAGGUGUGUGUGCAUCAUACUAGCAAGUAAUAUUUUCCUCAUGGAGCAAAAGCCUAAUAAAUUAUGAAAGGAAAAAUGAAGAAAUUUACUCAAGUUCAGCCAAUGUGGCCUUCACAUGAUCACAUUCCUUUCUUUUACAUCUUUAUAUCCACGCCCAAGGUUAGGCUGCCAACCAACAACUGGUAUAAGCUAUCUGAGCCUUGCACCUGCUUCCUGAACGUAGUUUUUAAUUGAAUCUUUUUAGAUAAAGCUGCAUUUUAGACCAGUACUAAUUUCUUCUCAUUUUAGUCACAAUCAUGCCAUCGCCAUUUCCUGCAGCUGUGGCCUUGUCCUUUCUCCUCGCAAUUCGGAAUGGUAAUAAGAUUCCUUUUGUAUUCGCCAACACACAAGCUUUUUAGACAUAAUGUAUAACCGUGUAUCUCCUCUGUCAGAACCUCCUGUAAUGCUGAGGCAAAUCAUAUAUUUCUCCCUCCCUCAACUUUCUCUGAAUGAGCUUCCUAUUGAAGUAUAAUGGGAAUGGAUGCUUAGGACUGAGAUAUGGAGGAAGGUCUUAAUUGAAUUGGGAUUGCAUUUAAAUUCUCUACUCCUCUGCUCAGUUCGGUAUAUUUGAGACAAGCCAAUGUAAUUUAUGUGCCAAGGAAUAUGGAAAAGUGUGGGAAGGUGUGGAAUUGAGUGGCUUAUUGAAUAUUGGAGAAAGUUGAAUGACAUGCUGUCAUGUUUAUUUGGCAAGUUUGGAUGAGUCUCUGCUGACUUCCAAUCAAUUGCAGACCUUGCUUUUUCUCUCCUUUGUUUGCUGGGAGAUUGCCAUCUGCUGGAAAAUGUUUCAGCUGUCAUCUCAUCGACUCCAAACAAAUAUUUCUGAAGUUUUGUCGCCUGCCCUCCAGACAAAUAUAUUAAAAUAUAUAUUUUAUUAUAACUACAAACAUACAGUCCAAUGAAAUGCCUAAUGAUAGAGUGUUUAAAAUAUGAGGAUUUUACCCCGGAUCCAAUGUACAUGGUAGAAUACAUUAUCAUACUUUCAUGUGUCAGUAGAAAUUCAAAGAGUUGUAGAUUGUUUGGGGGCAUACUUUGUUUAAAAGGGAAUAGAUAGUCUCUGAUUUUAUAUCAUUUGCCAGGAUGAAAAUCUACUUCUGUCACAAGAUUUGGUGAAAUUUCUUAUUUGAAUUAACCAAUUUGUUAUGAACUGUGGGCAGUUCAGUGAAACAGAAUGUGGAAUGUAACACUUAAUAAAGUUUUAUUCCAUUUAAA